This is a messenger RNA of Schistocerca americana (American grasshopper), 2964 nucleotides long. RefSeq names its product TLC domain-containing protein 2-like. Lineage: Eukaryota; Metazoa; Arthropoda; Insecta; Orthoptera; Acrididae. Bases 336 to 1124 code for a protein of 262 amino acids. Gene Ontology annotation, biological process: plasma membrane organization; phospholipid homeostasis; regulation of membrane lipid distribution. The record is from RefSeq and is a predicted model, not a curated record. Gene Ontology annotation, cellular component: plasma membrane. The transcript has 6 exons.
CAAGUAGUGGAGAUCUUUGGAAAUGUGAUUAGCCAAGCAAAUAGCAUUGUUUACAAAUGAGCAAUUACAUAUUUGUGUAAUAUUUGUAUGUUCUGUCAGGAACUAUUGCACGCUAUGAUAGCUCUUUGUUCGGAUAGUAACUGUAUACGGACUUACUGGACGUGUUCACUAAUACUAUGGUUUUAGAAUAUAUUGUCCAGUAUUUUGUGAUAAGAAAAUAAAUAGGUCAAGUUACAUAAUGUGUAUGUAGAUUAGUGUGUUGCAUGUUAUGCAACACCCCAUGGUGUGUGUGUAAAUUUUAGCUGUUUGGAUGACACUGUUGUUUGGUGCGAAAAAUGGAUGCUACACAAGUGACGGGAACGAAUUUUGGAUACUUGUGGGCCAUUUCAAGUGGUAUUUUAUUCACUGUGAUCAAUUCUUGGGUACUUAACUCUUUGAUUCCUAAAAGCGCGUCACACACUGCUCCUCAAAAGUGGAAAUGGAAGAACACGGCCAAUUCUCUAUUGCAUUCUGUUAUAAGCGGUGCGUGGUCAUGCAUGUGCUUCUGGCAGUCUCCUGAAAUGAGGCAGGACCUUAUAUCUAAAUACACAGCAUCUGCCCAUGGAGUGAUUUCCUUUUCCACUGGUUAUUUCGCGUAUGACCUGAUAGACAUGAUACUGCAUCACAGAAAAAGAAGUAGCUAUGAACUCAUGAUCCACCACAUCUUUGUGCUUCUAUGUUUUGGUCUAUCCGUGACAACACGAUUCUACCUGGGGUAUGGCCUGGUGGCUUUGUUAGUUGAAGUUAACAGCGUUUUCCUGCAUACAAGACAACUGAUGUUGAUACAAGGCAUUAAUAAACGUGAUUCCCUUUAUCGACUCAAUAGUACAUUGAACUUAGUGACGUUUAUAGUUUUCCGGAUAAUGACGUUGGGCUGGAUGACGAGAUGGUUGGUUCUCCAUCGAGAUGAACUCACUCUAACAGCUUUUUCAUUGGGCAGUAUAUCUAUGGCUGUCAUUAUGCUGAUGAACAUAAUACUUUUCUUGAGAGUGUUAAAUGCCGAUUAUCGACAAAGACCAGCCCGACAAACCAUUUUACAUGAAGAACCUGCAGACUGCAAAGGUCACACUAAAGUAAAAAGCUAAUUUAAUGCAGACCAGUUAUUCAUUUAUGUUGUGUAACUAUUUUUGUAAUGUAUGUAUUAAUGACAUAUUUUGUACUGCUGUGUAUUGCAUACUUCUUAAGGAAAAACUAAUAUGCCAAGAAUUGGACUGUUAUUGUACGAAACUGGAUAAUUAUUGCAAGAUGUUUCUGUCUAACUUAAGUAUUUUUAUAUGACUUUAUUUUUGUACCAAUGCUUAUAUAACUAUCAUUCCUAUUUAUAGAAUGACAUUUUGUUAUUUAAUUGUUGUUAUAAAGAUUGAAAUGAAGAGCAGAGACAAAAAUCAGAGUGUAAGUGGUAAUGGGAAUUUUAUAUGUAGUUCAUACACUAUCCAUUUUGUUCUAAACUACUUAAGUGGUAAAAUCAUGUAUCUAAAUGUUUGUGUUCAUAUUUUUGAUGUAAUGGUGUACCUAUACCAAUCUACUACCAAAGUUACAGAAUUUCUGUGUGUGUUCAUCAUUUAAUAAAGAGUAGGAUUGUUUAAUCAUACAGUGAGGGCUUUCACAGCCGAUAUUGGUGUCCUUGGUGAUUUUUGUUUAGUGGACGUUAGGCUGUGGUCCAAGACUUAUUUCUGUGUGUAAUGUUUUGUCUCCUAAUGCUGCUGACAUCACUGCUGGCUAUAAUGACAUGGAAAGCAGUUGCUAGCUCAACAAGCCAAACAUUAUCAGUUCACUGCCAAAGAUUACGGAGUCAUACUAAUGUAUAUUAUGGAGCUUGUAGUAGGGAAAAGUUGGGCCUGUUUGCUAUAUUUCACACUAAGAUCCAAUACUUGUCUAGUUUCAGUCCUUCUUCAUUUCUGUUAAAGUUUUUUUUUUCCUUGUGCUUUUGAACUUGUAUAGAAUAUUAGUGAUUGGAUCAUGAUAAAACCAAUUAUUAUUAUACUAGGAUGUACAGAGAGUCCACAGAAAUUCAAAAUCACAAAAUCAACAUUGGCAGCAAAGAAGGGUUAAAAUUGGCUUGAGUGCUAAAUAAAUCAAACAGGACUAACUCUUCAUCACUACUAGCUUCAUAACACACAUUGGUGUGUUCUUAGGUGUAUUGACUCACAAAAUGGCCAUUGCAUGGAUACGUAUAAAGAGUUCUGAGCUCAUAGCUGCUUUCUGAAUAGUUACAGCCUCUGAUGAUGUCUCCAUCAUCGAAAGAUGAAGUGCUAGGCAGAUAAAUAUGUCUCCAACAACAAAUUAAUCAAGUAGUAGUGUUUGUUACGUUUCUGUGAGUCAAAUUGUGUGCAGACUCACAGUAUUCCAAUUUAAGAUCAAGUAACUGGUGCUUUAGACCACUAGACAUACUAUUGCAAAUAUGUGUACAAGGACUAAUGUAAUUUCAGUUUGCAUUUGUGGUAAGGGCGUGUGAUACUUAAAUUCCAAAUAUUUUGUUACAAAAUUUUUGUUGGAAUUAUAAAUUACGGAACUACGUAAUUUAUGUGCUAAAAGGUACAUUUCUGCAAAUUAGAAGAUUCCUUGUUCAAUCAUCAUGGGUCCAGAAAAUGAAAGGUCUAGUUUUGUAAAGACAAUGACAGCAGUUCAUUCAGCAUGCUUUUACUGUUAUGAGGUAACACAUAGUUCCUCAUUGUGAUUACUACAUGCAGUGAAGGUAAUGAAAUGUAUGUAAAUUUCAUUUACAAUAUUAUUUCCAAAGCCCUCAUUACACAUGAGAUUUUUCUAUAGUGUUUCAUCUUUAUUUGUGUUGCAGAUUUUUAGAAACUCACCAUAGAGCGUAGACCAUUAGAAUUUUGUGCAUUAUAUCAACUAUGUACAAUAUACCAACUGUACUCACAGGCCACUAUAAAGUGAUUAUGGAAGAUAUUUUUUGUAUCACUGUUA